Penaeus vannamei (Pacific white shrimp) is the source of this 976-nucleotide messenger RNA. RefSeq lists its product as uncharacterized. The record is from RefSeq and is a predicted model, not a curated record. Lineage: Eukaryota; Metazoa; Arthropoda; Malacostraca; Decapoda; Penaeidae.
AUGAGAAGUACGUUGUUGAGGGCGCCAGUCUUCACUGGUCCUGCUGCAGUAGGAGCAGCAAAGAACUCGUGUCUUCUUCCACUUCAACUUGGCAGCACAUCAAUGGCAAAACUUCUCGCCGUCUUCCUUGUGGCAUCACUUGCCAUUGUCCAUGCAAGCGUUGUGACACAGUGCUACACGUGUAUGGGAUACGACUCCUCUCUUCCUUACAACAAUCUAACCAACAAUCCGUACUGCGUGUCGGAGUCCUUCGAGGCCUCAAAGGUGCCGAAGCGAGACUCUCCAAGCGGUUUUUGUGCGGCUGAAGCUGUAAGGGCGGAAAACGUUGGCGAAUGGACGGCGCGCGGUGGAAUUCAAGUACUGUCAUCACGAGACAAUUACAUAUACGAUGCAAGUUACGUAUGCAAAGGAAACCUGUGCAACGACAAACCCAUCAGCUCAGCAGGCACGCCGGUCCACUUGCUGCCUCUCCUGCUGAUCCCCGUCGCCAUGUCGCGUCUCCUGGCUUGAGAAGGGAGGAAGGCAGGAAGGACUCCAGCUGGUUUGAGAAGAAAGGAGGGACUCCAGCUGGCUCAGCUGGCACUCCGCUCCUUCCGCUGCCUUCCCUGCUUAUUCACCCGCCUCUGUCUACUAUCUCCCGAUUCAUCUUCAUUUCUCUUCAUUUUCUCUUCCUUCUCUUCUCCGCUCUGUCUUCCCUUUUUCUCUGUCUAGCUCCGUUUUCAACUCUUUUUGUUCUUCCUCCUCGCCAUUCUCUUUUCUCUAUUCUCCAUCCCUUCCCUUCAUUUCCUUUUUCUAAUUUUGAUGAUUCGAGUUCAUUAGUGUGCAGUUUCAAAUUUGAUAUGGGAUUUAUUAAAUACAUAAUUAUCAUCAGUUGAAACGUGAUUCUUCCCUUCAAAACCCCAAAUUUCCAUAAUAUCUGAUUUGUAAAAGACUUGUAUGUACAUGAGCUGAUAGAAAUUAAAGUAUUUUGCAAGAG